UCCUAGACAUAACUGAAAACGCGAUCUGGGGCACCGAAAGGAUGCCCUGAUGGCCUUCGAAGACGUCGACGAUGUCCAUCCAUUAAAUCGACACCCAGAAACGACGGAAAUAACGGUAACAGAAGGACGCUGGUCGUACCCACGAACAUUUUGCCUCCAUAUUGAUGACAGCGCCAGCGGUGCUAAUUUCAUGAAAUUUUUCGACGAAAUCGAAAUGCCCCCUACAUCUGGCUUGCUCAAGUAAUCAUCUUGGCCCCGCAAAUUAAAACGCGCAACGAGCGGAAAUAAAAAAGGCAAAAUCCUUAAGGAGACAGACCUAGACACCUCUGCACCCCCUAAACUUGACUUUCUAUUUCGGAGGACCCCAAGCCGUACGCAAUGGCGUCCCGAUAUUCGUGCCCUGAUAAAUGCGAAUUGCGUCGUCAAUGCCGUCUACCAACCGCUCGUAUCACACCGUUCCAUUCCGUUCACCAAUGUUUACCAUUUUUAAUAUAAGCAACACACACUUCAACAACAAGCUAACAGCACCCUGGCCUCUUAAUGUUUAGGUGUAGAAGUGCAGCAACAUGUCUGCACAGUUCACUGCUACGGAGAUCAAACUCGAAGGAGACACUGGAGAGAAUGUCACAGAAAUUCAGUCCUACCUCGAAGGCUUCCAGAAGGAAAUUGAAAGUGGAGAUGGAACCAUUGCAACUGUUGCUGAAAUUGAAGAAGGUGAAGGUGAAACCGAGGAGGGCACAUACUUUGUUGAUCAAGCAGGUCAUUACUAUUACCAGGCGAAAGGUGAAUCUCAGCCUGUAAUGACUGUGGUGCCUGCACUAAAUGAGGAAGAAAAUGGAGAGGAAUUCAUCAUAAAUGCUGAGAAUGAGGAGGAGGGUGUUGAUGAGGAUGGAGCCAAACACCAAAAUAAUUUCCAAAGAAUUACUGUUGUUCCAACUGGUACAGAUUCAGGCAGUAAUGAACUUAGUUAUGUACUUAUUGUACAGCAGCCGGAUGAGAAGGAGGGAGAACAGACAGAUGGAGAUCAGGAUAUGACUGUGUACGAUUUUGAUGAAGGAGAGGAAGCCGGUAUCGUUGAUUCCGAAGCGGAAGAUGACAAAUCGAAAAUUGUCAAGAUAUUCCCUAGGAAAUCGCAGGUGGUCACUCAGGCUCAUAUGUGCAACUACUGCAAUUACACAAGUCCUAAACGGUAUUUGCUUUCGCGCCAUAUGAAAUCGCAUUCUGAGGAGAGACCACACAAAUGUUCAGUUUGUGAAAGAGGAUUCAAAACAUUGGCCUCCCUGCAGAAUCACGUUAACACGCAUACCGGUACGAAACCGCAUCUAUGCAAGUACUGUGAUGCGGCGUUUACCACGUCCGGUGAGCUGGUGCGGCACGUUAGAUACCGCCACACCCACGAGAAACCGCAUAAAUGCAAUGAGUGUGAUUACGCUAGUGUUGAGCUGUCCAAAUUGAAGAGACAUAUAAGGUGCCAUACGGGCGAAAGACCCUACCAAUGCCCCCAAUGUACAUAUGCUAGUCCAGAUACAUUUAAACUCAAAAGGCAUUUACGAAUUCACACUGGGGAGAAACCUUACAAGUGUGAUAUUUGCCAGCAGUGCUUCACCCAAAGUAACAGUCUUAAAGCCCACAAAUUGACCCAUUUUGCCGGAGACAAACCAGUCUUCCAGUGCGAACUGUGUCCCACCACAUGCGGUCGCAAAACUGAUUUACGUAUCCAUGUGCAGAAAUUGCACACGUCUGAUAAACCUCUCAAGUGCAAACGAUGCGGAAAACAAUUCCCAGAUAGAUACAGUUAUAAGCUUCACAACAAGACCCACGAAGGCGAAAAGUGUUUCAAAUGCGAGCUGUGCCCGUACGCGUCCAUUUCCGCAAGGCAUCUGGAAUCGCACAUGCUUAUCCACACCGACCAGAAGCCAUACCACUGUUCACAGUGCGAUCAAUCGUUCAGGCAGAAGCAGUUGCUCAAGCGCCAUCAAAAUCUUUACCACAAUCCGACAUACGUGCCGCCACCUCCCAAAGAGAAGACCCACGAGUGUCCCGAAUGUGGCCGAGCCUUCCGCCACAAGGGGAACCUGAUCAGGCAUAUGGCCAUGCACGAUCCAGAUUCCAUGUUGCAGGAGAAGCAGCUGGCCUUGAAACUGGGUAGGCAGAAGAAGAUUCAGAUUAUAGAUGGACAGCAGGUGGAGGUGAUGCCUGGAAUGGAUAGCGACGAAGAGGAAGAAGAAGAGGACGAGGAGGAUGAGGAAGAAGAGGAAACCGAAUUGGUGGGCGUCGAAAGUCCCGAUGGACAGCAGUACGUAGUUUUGGAAGUCAUACAGUUGGCGGACGGGGAGGAGCAAGCGAUGGUGGUCGAUGGGCAGAACGAAAUGCUCGGCGAACCGAUGCUUCAAGAUGAUAUGGUUCUUAAGGCCAUUACCAAUUCGAGGAGGAUCGAGAAACAGGAACAGAAGAAAGCGUCCACCCACGAUAUGGAAACUUGCUUUGGCUUCGACGAAGACGACGAUGAUGACGUGGAAAUUGGUAAAGAGUCUAUCACGUUGCUGGGGAUGGACUGAAGCGGCUAAUCUCAUUAUGUAAUUGUAAAUAAUUUUAUUGCCUUUAUAUGUUUUAUUAAUAUUAGAGAUUGUUUCAUUUAUUUUUCUAAUCAUUUUUCGUUAGCAAUGAUUACGACGAUGAUGAUGGUAAUAUUUUCUUAUUAAGUCUUUUUCUAUUGAGUAAGAAACACGUUCUGUACAUAAUAAUAUUGUUAGUUAGAUGUUCGGGGGCUGAGAUAUGAGUCGCUUUACUCCUAUAUAAUUCCACUCUUAUGUAGACAGAUAUAAGAACAGUUAUCGUUCUCCCGGAAACGGAAAUCAAUUGCAAAUAUUUGUUUUCACCUUUUUUUUAUUUAUAUAUAUAAUAUAUAAAUUCUAUUGUGUAAGAGAAUUCGAUAAUUUAGUUCUAGCAGUUUACUAAUAGUCAUUUGUUACGUAUAUUUAUCAACAACCAAAACCAAAUUUAGUUUGUAUAAAGAAUUAUCGGCAUGUUCAAGAACAACAACAGUAACCUUAUUUUAACGUUAUUAUAUGACUACCUAUUGUAUUUGAAUAAUAAACCGUACAAUGUUGGCAAAUCCAUUUUCGUCUGCAUCCGCCGCACGUUCUAAAUGUAACGCUCUUGUCCAUAUGUGUUUAGUUAAGAUGAUACCAGAAGAUUCGAGAUGAUGUGACGCCAUCUGUUUGUAUAAAAUUUAUCAGAAAAUAUUUUAAAUAAAAGCAUGAAUUGUAACAGAUGAUGAAUGGAAAAAAAAUAUUCAUUUGUUUGCGAAAUCACUAAACCAAACUCUGCUCUUCCCGCAAGUUAUUUAUAACACUAAAACGCCAAAGAAACAGGUCAACCACGAACGCUGUAGAUGUGACCAUUUUUUUUUGUACCAAAUUUACGACCGGGUUUCACGCUAACGCAGACAUAAAUUGACGAUUUUAUGGCGAUAGUCGUAAAAGUCCAACAAACAAUAUUUAAUUUAUUUCCGUACUCAAUAAUAUUU
This is a messenger RNA of Nicrophorus vespilloides, 3529 nucleotides long. RefSeq names its product transcriptional repressor CTCF-like. The transcript has 5 exons. The record is from RefSeq and is a predicted model, not a curated record. Gene Ontology annotation, biological process: regulation of transcription by RNA polymerase II. The coding region runs from base 567 to 2558 and encodes 663 amino acids. NCBI's taxonomy places the organism in Eukaryota, Metazoa, Arthropoda, Insecta, Coleoptera, Silphidae. Gene Ontology annotation, molecular function: RNA polymerase II cis-regulatory region sequence-specific DNA binding; DNA-binding transcription factor activity.